GUCAGCUGGGGCUGGCGCUGCGCGGACGUUCGACGGCCAGACGGUGCACGCCGCUCGCAGCAGCACGUGCUCCAGCCGCGCGCUGCAGUCGGUGUCUGUGUCAGUGUUGGAGGGGUGUCGAUCUAUCGGUGCAGUGUAUAAACACUAUCUUUUGGUAGCGAUAGCAGUGCUAAAACACUGCUGCUACCGGCACCAAGAAAUCGCUGUAGCCGGGGAGGUCAUAAACGGGUGCCGUUGGACUUUACGCUGCGACAUGGAACUCUGGAGGGCCGUCGGCGCCGCCUUGUGACAUGAUGACGCUGCAUGAUGGGCGAGAAGGUCAACAGCGAGAGCCAGCCGCGCGUCAGCGUCACCUUCAUCAAUGCGCCCUCCUCGUGGCGGAAGGCCCAGCAGCGACUGCGGAAAGUCGGCGGCCACCUGGGCCUCAUCCUGCUGCUGAUGGUCUACACGGCCGGCGGAGCCAAGGUGUUCCAGGACAUUGAACUGCCUCGGGAGGAGGCGGACGUGGCCGUGGCUGUGACCAGGGUCAUGUCCCAUCGGAGUCGGCUCCUCUUCACAAUCGCAAACAGCAGUGAAGUGUCCAGCUCCGAAACCAUGCUCAGAGAGCUGCUGACCGCCUAUGAGGCCGAUCUCCUCGGAGCGGUGCGGUCAGGCGUUGACCUGACUCCGGGCGAGGACCGGUAUCAGUAUAAAUGGAACUACAUACAUUCCUUGUUCUUCUCUUCGACGGUGCUAACUACUAUUG
This is a messenger RNA of Amphibalanus amphitrite, 745 nucleotides long. RefSeq lists its product as uncharacterized. The record is from RefSeq and is a predicted model, not a curated record. The transcript is spliced from 4 exons. NCBI's taxonomy places the organism in Eukaryota, Metazoa, Arthropoda, Thecostraca, Balanomorpha, Balanidae. The annotation marks the transcript as partial.